This is a messenger RNA of Penicillium subrubescens, 1917 nucleotides long. RefSeq lists its product as uncharacterized. The coding region runs from base 1 to 1917 and encodes 638 amino acids. Lineage: Eukaryota; Fungi; Ascomycota; Eurotiomycetes; Eurotiales; Aspergillaceae. The transcript has 2 exons. The record is from RefSeq and is a predicted model, not a curated record.
AUGGCGUACUACGACGAUCGUCGCCACUAUGCGCCCCGCGACCGUGGCCGUCCAGCCGCCGGUUAUGCUGCAGAUUACUAUGACGAUCAUCCACGGGGAUUUAAUGCAAGGAACGAUCGAGAAGUCUACUCCCCUCGAGGGGGUGAGGGCUCGGUUGAGGAAAUCCAGCGCGACUAUCCCCCAGGCUCUGAUUAUGUCUAUGAGCGCGGCUACGACUCUCGUCGCUCGCGACGCCCGGUCUAUGAGAAUGUGCGCCGCGCAUCCUCUGUCGGUGGCUACGAUCCGUACUACGAUAAUGGUUACUACCGUUCCCGAACCCGGCGAACCAGGCAGUCUGAUGAUCACCGCCCCCGUCGCUCUAGAUACUCCUCUGCUUCUUCAUCCAGCCCAUCUCCAUCCCGUCAUAGACGCCGCAAGUCAUUUGGCGAAACUGCCCUCGGCGCACUUGGCCUAGGCUCCGUUGCUUCCAGACAGUCAGACCGUACAGACCGCACAGAUCGUGGCCGCGCCCGAUCCUCUUCACGUCGCCGUGGUCGUGAUUACUCGUCAUCUCGAUCUCGUAGCCGCAGUCGUGACCGUGAUCGCAACCACCGUCAACGCAGUGAACAGCGCCUUGCUCAGGCCGCACGCGCUGCCUUGACAGCCGGUGCCGUGGAAGCCUUCAAGUCUCGCAAGGAUCCGGGCGACUGGACUGGUGCCAAGGGUAAACGCAUCCUCACUGCAGCUGUCACUGCGGCCGGUGCCGACGGUCUCAUCGAUAAGGACCCCAAAAAGCACUCUGGGCGUCACGUCGUGGAAUCUACCCUCGCUGGUCUUGCCGCUAGCCAUUUCGUCCGCGGUGGUUCCUCCUCCAAGGGACGUGAUGGCCGUGGCCGUUCCGGCAGUGGCCUCAAAGACCUCGCCGCUACUGGCGCUCUUGCGGCUGCAGGCAAAGAGAUCUAUGACCGUAUGUCGCGCUCGCGCUCUCGACCUCGCGGCCGAGAUGAUCGUGACCGAGACAGCGACGAUGAUCGACGUGGAUCCAAGAAGCGCAGCAAGAGCGUUUCGGAGUACAUUACCAAGGGCAUGGCCGCCCUGGGCUUUGGAGAAGAAGCAUCCGACCGUGGUCGCCACGACCGCAACCGUGAUCGAGAUGAUGAGAGCCUGAAUUAUCGUUACGAUCCUCGUCGGGAGCGGCGUCAUCACCGGGACAGAGACUCACGAUACGACUCCUAUUCAGACUCAGACACAGAGACCGACUACCGCAGCAGGAAUCACAGGCAUGGCAGAGGCUCGAGAGAUGUAGGUCGAAAUCGUUCCUUGAACGGCAACAAAGCACCCCCCAUUGCACCUACUAGUGCACCCCGUGGCGAGAUGAAGGGCUUGGGAUCUUCCAACCGGGGAUCCCACUCUAGCUCCGAAAGUGAUUCUGACUUGGGCGACAGUAGUGAUGAAAAAGAAAAACGCAAGAAGCUGAAGCGGGACAUGUUAUUGACCUCUGGUCUGGCCACCGUGGCUACAAUCCACGCCGCCCACGGAGUUUACGGCGGGAUCCAGAAACGCAAAGAACGCAUGCAACAGGUGAAGGAUGGCGAGAUUACACAGGAGGAGGCGCGCAAGCGGCGCAUCAAGGCGAAUACUAUUGAUGCGUUUAGCGUCGGGCUUGCGGCGCUGGGUAUCAAGGGUGCGUACGGGGAGUGGAAAGAGGUUAAUGAGAAACGCAAGGAAACGAAACACUUCCGGGAUGAAUGUGCGCAGCGUGCUAUUAAACGGGAGAUGCGUCGUUGUCGCAGUCAGGGUUCCGCUCCAAAUAGUCGUCGCCGGUGGCCUGAUGAGAUUGAAUACCCGGACUCUCAUCAUGGUCAUGGCAGUGGUUUUUCUUAUAAUGAUGGAAAUCCUUAUGGGGCAACGAGUGAGGCACCGGCGAUCUCCUAUUAG